Molecule: messenger RNA, 762 nt
Organism: Hyaloperonospora brassicae
Lineage: Eukaryota; Oomycota; Peronosporomycetes; Peronosporales; Peronosporaceae
Source: the annotation of a GenBank genome assembly
AUGUUCACCGGCAUCGUCGAAGAGAUCGGCGCGGUCGCGUCCCUGCGGGAGCGCGCGGACCUCUUACUAUGGAACGGCGAGCGCAGCGCAGGCGUUGAGCUGGUCGUGGUCGUGACGAAGGCGCUGGACGGCGCGUACGAAGGCUGCAGCAUCGCGAUCAACGGCACGUGUUUGACCGCCACAGCGAUCGAGGGCGAGGGCCCAACUGGACGCGUGACGUUUGGGAUCGCCCCCGAGACGCUGCGGCGGACGAACUUGGGCGCGCUCACUCCCGGCGAUAAGGUGAACGUCGAGCGCAGUAUGGGCAUCGACGCCCGCAACAGCGGCCACUUUGUCCAGGGCCACGUCGACGGCACAGGCACUAUCCGGUCUUUUCGGCGCGAGAACGACUCGCUCUGGGUCCAGAUCUCGACUUGCGCGGCUGUCUUGCGCGACCUCUUGCCGAAAGGGUACGUGGCAAUUGACGGCACGAGUCUCACAGUGUGCGACGUCGACCGCGCGAACGGCUGGUUCUCCAUCAUGCUCAUCGCGUACACGCAGCAGCACGUGACGCUCCCGCUCAAGCACGUGGGCGACCAGGUGAACCUGGAACCGGACGUGCUGGGCAAGUAUGCCGCUCGCUCGCUCGGUAGCGUGCUCGAGCGCGUCGAUGCACUGGAAAAGCAGCUGCAGGUCACAACGUAUCAGACAGCAGGACUUGCAGCGGCCGCCAGUGUGUUGUUGCUGGCCGUAGCAGCUCUUGUCAGUCGGAAGGCAGCGUAG